Aspergillus ochraceoroseus IBT 24754 is the source of this 945-nucleotide messenger RNA. RefSeq names its product glucosamine 6-phosphate N-acetyltransferase (gene gup1). Gene Ontology annotation, biological process: UDP-N-acetylglucosamine biosynthetic process. Gene Ontology annotation, cellular component: endoplasmic reticulum; endoplasmic reticulum-Golgi intermediate compartment; Golgi apparatus. The transcript is spliced from 2 exons. The coding region runs from base 176 to 709 and encodes 177 amino acids. Lineage: Eukaryota; Fungi; Ascomycota; Eurotiomycetes; Eurotiales; Aspergillaceae. The record is from RefSeq and is a predicted model, not a curated record. Gene Ontology annotation, molecular function: glucosamine 6-phosphate N-acetyltransferase activity; monosaccharide binding.
CUUCUUCCCUAGCCCCGAGUGAAUGAAUUGAAUCUCCACCGCAACUCAAACCCCGUCCAUUCCCCUUGAAAAUCCGGCUCAAGACUUAGAAAAAAAAAAAAAAGGAAGAAAGAAGACGUAAAAACAAUUCUACAGGAACGGCACAGAAACAGUGAUAGAUAGACACCCCACAACAAUGUCCGCCAUCACCGAAACCACCUCCCUCUGCGCUGAUACCCCCCUUUUCUCCACCUCCCUGAUCUCCCCUGAGGUCGCCUCCGUCCUCCCAGAGGGCUACAAGAUUCGCCCUGCGUGCCGAUCCGACUACCAGCGCGGCUACCUCGACGUGCUCCGUGUCCUGACGACCGUCGGCGAGAUCAGCGAGUCCCAAUGGAACCAGCGGUACGAUUGGAUCUCUGCGCGGAACGACGAGUAUUAUCUACUUGUUGUCUGCGAUGGCGAGGACCGCAUCGUGGGAACAGGGAGUUUGAUCGUUGAGCGCAAAUUCAUUCAUUCCUUGGGGAUGGUGGGCCACAUUGAGGAUAUUGCGGUUGAAAAGGGACAGCAGGGAAAGAGGCUGGGGUUGAGGAUUAUUCAGGCGUUGGAUUAUGUCGCCGAGAAGGUUGGAUGCUAUAAGACUAUCCUCGAUUGCUCUGAAGCGAAUGAGGGCUUCUAUCUCAAGUGUGGCUUCAAACGCGCGGGAUUGGAAAUGGCCCAUUACUACCACUAAUGAUUCUUACUUCUUUUCUUGUUCCCCCCCCUCCUUCUAUGGGUGACUGGGUUUUGCGUCCGUGGCUAUGUAUGUGUUUUAAUGGGGCUUUUUUUUCUUCUUUUCUUUGUCUCUGCUGGCGUCCAGAGACUGACUGAUGGAUCCUGUUUCUGUUUCUUUGGAGUGCUCUUUGUCCCAAAUUCUUACCUUGGAGAAUAGAGAAUACAUAGACUAAAGGAUAUUCGGGUUUACUUGUC